Messenger RNA from Nematolebias whitei (Rio pearlfish), 1602 nucleotides. It is a transcript of the gene glra2, whose product is annotated as glycine receptor, alpha 2. The record is from RefSeq and is a predicted model, not a curated record. Lineage: Eukaryota; Metazoa; Chordata; Actinopteri; Cyprinodontiformes; Rivulidae. Gene Ontology annotation, biological process: nervous system process; chloride transmembrane transport; signal transduction. Gene Ontology annotation, molecular function: glycine binding; transmembrane signaling receptor activity; transmitter-gated monoatomic ion channel activity. Gene Ontology annotation, cellular component: plasma membrane; synapse; neuron projection. The transcript has 9 exons. The coding region runs from base 97 to 1602 and encodes 501 amino acids.
GUGUUGGUCGGACUCCGUCAGGAAGGCAGCGGCGUCCCUGUUUGGAUUAAAUGUUUGACCAAUGGAAACAUAUGGGAGACAUAGAAAAGUGAGCACAUGGGGAAACCACCGGGAAUGAAUCACUCCUUCAUUACGGUCCUGGCAGCUUUAGUCACAUAUUUCAUGGAGAACAACUUCAGAGUCACGGAUGCCAAGGAGCACGAUUCCAGAUCCUCCUCCAACAUGUCUCCAUCAGAUUUUCUGGACUCACUCAUGGGUCGCACUUCGGGUUAUGAUGCAAGAAUUAGACCCAAUUUUAAAGGUCCCCCCGUAAACGUUACAUGCAAUAUUUUUAUCAACAGUUUCGGCUCUGUCACAGAGACAACCAUGGUGAGUUCUUCUGCUCUUUUGAUUGAUGUUUUCCCUGUAAGAUGUGUCAAUGUGUUGUCUAUCCCUCAACCUGCAGGUCCACCUGUUAAUGUUACCUGCAACAUAUUUAUCAACAGCUUUGGUUCUAUAGCAGAAACUACAAUGGAUUACAGGGUGAACAUCUUCCUGCGGCAGAAGUGGAACGACCCUCGGCUGGCGUACAGUAAAUACCCAGAUUCCUCUCUUGACCUGGACCCGUCCAUGCUGGACUCCAUUUGGAAGCCUGACCUGUUCUUUGCCAACGAGAAGGGCGCCAACUUCCACGAUGUGACGACGGACAACAAGCUGCUGCGCAUCUUCAAGGACGGAACCGUCCUCUACAGUAUCAGGUUGACUCUCAUUCUGUCGUGUCCAAUGGAUCUGAAAAACUUUCCCAUGGACGUUCAAACGUGCACGAUGCAGCUGGAGAGUUUUGGCUACACCAUGAAUGACCUGAUCUUUGAGUGGCUGGAGAACGGCGCGGUGCAGGUUUCCGAGGGACUCACCCUGCCUCAGUUUAUUAUGAGGGAAGAAAAGGAGCUGGGCUACUGCACUAAACACUACAACACCGGUAAAUUCACUUGUAUCGAAGUGAAAUUUCACCUGGAACGCCAGAUGGGCUAUUACCUGAUCCAGAUGUACAUUCCUUCCCUCCUCAUCGUCAUCCUCUCGUGGGUAUCGUUUUGGAUAAACAUGGAUGCUGCUCCUGCCAGAGUUGCGCUGGGCAUCACCACUGUGCUCACCAUGACUACUCAGAGCUCUGGAUCCAGAGCUUCUCUUCCAAAGGUCUCGUACGUGAAAGCCAUUGAUAUCUGGAUGGCUGUGUGUCUGCUCUUUGUGUUUGCUGCGUUGCUUGAAUAUGCCGGGGUUAACUUUGUCUCCAGGCAACAGAAAGAGUUUCUCCGCCUCAGGAGAAGACAAAAGAAGAACAAGGACGAAGAUAUGCGCGAGGGCCGCUUUAAUUUUGCUGGGUACAACACGAGUCAGUGCAUGCCGGCGAAGGAUGGCUCUGCCAUUAAAAACGCGGUUCCCGCUUCCAACCCGCAACCGUCAGCCCCGAAGGACAUCGACGCCAUGAGGAAAAAGUUUGUGGACCGAGCCAAAAGGAUAGACACGAUCUCCAGGGCUGCCUUCCCUCUGGCCUUUCUCAUCUUCAAUGUCUUCUACUGGGUUACCUACAAGAUCAUUCGACACGAAGACAUCCACCAAAACUGA